CAUGCCUUCGCCAUUCUCAUUCAUCUAGGUAUCAAAAUGUACAAAGAAACCAAGUAGUAAAGUUUGUAAAAGGAAAAUGGGAACGUUUUUAGAUAAACCUAAGACCGAUAAACAUAAUGAACAUGGAUGUGGAAAUGGAUUGCGAUAUGGUGUUGCUAGUAUGCAAGGCUGGAGGGUGGAAAUGGAAGAUGCUCAUCAUGUGAGAACUGGUUUAGGAGAGCAUCUUAAUGAUUGGUCCUUCUUUGCUGUUUUUGAUGGACAUGCUGGUGCAACGGUGUCUUCACAUUGUGCUGAUGAAUUGCUGGACUGUAUUAUUAGCAGUGAAGAAUUCAAGGAAUCCGAUUUUCCUCAAGGAAUUCGUACAGGAUUUCUUAAGCUUGACAAUAGAUUAAGGGCAAAACCUGAAUUUGCAUGUGGAAAAGACAAAGCUGGUUCAACUGCUGUUUGUGCUCUUGUGUCUCCUAAUCACUUUUAUAUUGCUAACUGUGGUGAUUCUAGAGCUGUGCUUUGUAGGUCUGGCAAGCCUGCUUUUUCAACACGGGACCAUAAACCGAUAUUGCCUAGUGAAAAAGAAAGGAUACAAAAUGCUGGUGGAACAGUUAUGAUCCAAAGGGUCAAUGGUUCACUUGCUGUAUCCAGAGCUUUAGGCGAUUACGAAUACAAAAGUGUAGAAGGACGAGGACCAUGUGAGCAGCUUGUGUCUCCUGAACCAGAGGUUUUUGUACAGGAUAGAGAUGAAGAAAAUGAUGAAUUCUUAGUCUUAGCAUGCGAUGGUAUUUGGGAUGUUAUGUCUAAUGAAGAUGUUUGUGACUACAUCCGAUCUUUGUUGUUGCUGACUGACGAUCUAGAGGCUAUUACAAAUCAAGUUAUAGACACUUGCCUUUAUAAGGGAAGUCGUGAUAAUAUGAGCAUUGUACUUGUUACGUUUCCAGCAGCUCCCAAACCAUCUCAAGAAGCAAUAGAACGUGAUCAAGCUUUAAACAAAAAUAUAGAAUCAUUAGUUAGAGAAGUCGUUAGCAAUAAACUAGACAUGGGCUUUAGGCAAGUUCUAGGAUAUUUAGGUGAUGUUAAAAUUGCUGAUCUGCCACCUGGUGGAGGCCUUAGUGCGAAAAGGCCAAUUAUAGAAUCAAUUUACAAAGAGCUGUGUCCACAUCGAGCUGAAUCAGAGCUGGAUCCAAACUAAAUUAUUCUUCUAAUGUAUCUUUUUAUAUCAAAUACACAUUCUCAAGAAUGCUUAUGAGACAAUAUUUAAUUUU
Nezara viridula (southern green stink bug) is the source of this 1256-nucleotide messenger RNA. NCBI's taxonomy places the organism in Eukaryota, Metazoa, Arthropoda, Insecta, Hemiptera, Pentatomidae. The record is from the annotation of a GenBank genome assembly.